AUGUCGUCCUUUGCCAACCAGCCAAGCAAAGUGCCGGCUGCUGCGCGACAGCGACAGCAAAACGUGUCGAGCAGCUCGCAAAAUAGCUUCAUGCGCAUGCACGACGAUCACGACGACGAUGACCAGGAGCAGGCCGACGACGAGGCUAGCGGCAAGCGACGCCGGGUGCAGCGAGCCUGCGAUGUGUGCAGAAAGAAAAAGAUUCGCUGCGACGGCCUCCAGCCGGAGAAGGGAGCGUGCAGCAACUGUGCCACGUAUGGACACAAGUGCACCUUUGUCGAUGCAGCCAAGCGAAGGGCACCCCCACGGAGCUACGUCGACGCAUUGGAGGCACGCAUGAAGCGCGCAGAGACCCUGCUCCUGCAGCUUGCACCUGGUAUCGAUCUCGAUGAUCGCAUCGGACCAUACCCACAGCUGCCUGCGGACAAGAACGACCCGAAAGCUAAACAAUUCGACUCGUUUCAGCAACCAUCCAUGACAGCAGCACCUCCUGCUGUGCCAUCGCUACCGUCCUCGGCAUCUUUUGCCACAUUCUCGGAGGGAGGGGCACAAAAGCCUCGCGAUACGCCGCUCACAAGCGCUGGCUUCAACGCAGCCGCCGAAGACGAGGAAGACGACUAUGAAGAUGAGAUCGACUCUGAUGAAGACGACAUGGCCUUCGUCGGUGGUGGUAUGCAGCAGCUGUCGUUGGGCGAGAACGACAUCCCACCCCAGUCUACCAUCAACAUGACCCUCAUUGCCAAUGCAGACGUCGUCCGCGACGGUAAGAGUCAGGGUGCUUCGUCUUCGCAGUCACGACUUGCCUCUACAUCAGCGCAGAACGCUAGCCAGGGCAAGAAGCGGCCUUCGCAGUUCAUCGGCAAGGCCUCCGACUUCCAUAUGCUGCCCAUCCUCCAGCGUCUCAACAAGGACGGCAGCCUCGAUGUGGGCGGCGCGCGCACCAAGCUCCGUCCUCAGUUCUGGCAAACGCAAGAAUACCUCGACUUCCUACCAAACAAGAUUGAAGAGCUCGAUCUGCACUGGCCGGAGCCCGACCUAGAAGCGAAGCUGUACGAUGCCUACUUCGCCCGGUCCAAUCACGAGUACCCCAUCGUCAACGAGAUCAUGUUCCGUCGCGACAUUGCCGUGCCAGGCUGGAGAAAGGAUCGAGAUCUGGCCAGACUCGCGCUCAGCAUCUUUGCUGUGGGGAGCAAGCACACCGACGACCCAAGAGUGACGACGGAACAGCAGAGUGGCGAGUACGAAGCCGCGGGCUUCAAGUGGCAUGCUGCCCAGGUCAUCCUGGGCAUGGACUUCACCCAGUACGCCGUGCCAAUGUCGCGCAUUCAGUCCCAGCUCCUUUCGGUCAUCUACAUGUUUGGUACACCACUCACCUCAACAAGCGCCUGGGCACUGCUGGCCGUCGCGAUUCGGCUACUCCAGGAUGUGGGUGCACAUCGCAAGGCUACGGCACGCAAGCUUGGCUACUCGCUCGUCGUCGAUGAGACCUACCGACGGAUGUGGUGGACUGCCUAUGUGCUCGACCGUCUCUUUUCCGCCACACUGGGCAGACCUACCUGCAUCCAGGACGAGGACUUCGACGUGGACCUGCCUACGCUCGUCGAUGACGUCUACCUCGUCGAGGCCAGCGACGCAGACCGGCCAGCGGCCCAGCAACCUGCCGAUCGCCCUGCCUUGAUAUCGGGAUUCGUUUAUGGAGUCAAGCUCUUCCAGAUUCUGGGAAGAACGCUUCGGACCGUAUAUGCCAUCUCAAAAUCAAGGAUCAGCCGCGGCUUCGUCGGCUCUGCGUGGGACGGAUAUAUCGUCGCUGAGAUCGAUUCGAGCUUGAAUCAGUGGCUCAGUCAAGUGCCUCCUCACCUCCGCUACGGCAACAGCGAAGUGCAGGAUGAGGAGUGGCUCAUUCAGAGCUCCAACCUCUUCUUGAUCUACUACUACACUCAGGUCUUGGUGCACCGCCCCUUCAUUCCCAAGCCGACGUCCAAGUCGUCGAUGAGAUUCCCUUCGUUGGCCAUUACGUCCAACGCGGCACGCUCGGCUAUCCACAUCCUCUACAACCUCAGAGGCAAAGGGCUCAUCUUUGAAUCGGGCAUCUCGACGAUUUGGAACACCUUUUCCUUUGGCCUCGUACUUCUCCUCGUCAUAUGGGCCGCCAAGCGCAACGGUGCCAGGGUGGCAGAUUCGGCUAUGGCCGAUGUGCGCAAGUGCGUCGAGGUCCUUGAGACACUCGAGCAGCGAUGGUCACUCGCUGGCAGACUUCAUGAUGUUCUGGGCGGUAUCAUCGAAACGAGCGAGCUCCCAGUCAUGACCGCGGAUCCCACAGCUGCAAAGAGUCUCAAGCGGGCAGCUGCCAACCCAGAGGCCGGAACAAAGCAUCCAAAGGAGAGCAGCACCGGCAGUGACAUCAACGCCACGAUGCCCGGAGGCGAACGAGCGGAUCGACCAAAGAAAGGCCCCCCCUCGCGUCGUACGCUGCCCUUUUCAACGACAGAGCUUGUGGCGCCAUUCGACUACCAUUCUGGAUCGAGUGCUAGCCAGGAGAGUCCCGACUCCGCCUGGUCCGAGACCAAGGAUUCGCCUCUGCAGGGUAGCGAGCAUGCAGCGGGCGAAGGACCGCGGUUGAAGGAGGACCAUCUGACCGAGGGCCAACGAAUCUACUCCGCUUACAUUAGGAAUCAGCAGGCGGUCCAGGCAGCGCAUGCAGAAAACUUUGCGCAGCAGCCAGGGCCGCAACAGCAACCUGUUUUCGCUGCGCCCUCUAGUUCGAUGAUGGGCCAGCCCAACCCGCUUGGAGGAGAUGCAUUUGGCGCUGGUGUGGGAGGCUCACGACAGACUCCGAGUGGGGCCGAAGGCGACAUUCUCAAUUCUCUCAUGGCUUCCGCUUGGAACACGGGUCCAGACUCAUCCUCAGCUAUGGACGCCGAUGGUCAGAGGCUGACUCCUGCCAUGGGCAUGCAAUCGUCGGCCAUGGGAAGCUAUGGACAGUCCUACCCCUACUUCUCAGGAAACACGCCUCGGGCCGUUCCUUCAAGUCUGGAUAUGGCGCCAAGCGCCUCGACAGCAUCUGCAGCCACCGCGACCGACCAAGGACUGAGCGGCAGCGGCGGCGGCAAUAAUCCCAACAAUCCCAACAACGGUGGCUCAAACACGAACGAAGGGGGUUCUCAAGACCCCUUCGAAACCUUCUUCAAUCAGAACUUCUGGGGCGAUGCUGACCUGAUGGCCACUUUGUCGGGCGCCGGCAAUGUGCAACAGUGGUGA
This is a messenger RNA of Acaromyces ingoldii, 3258 nucleotides long. RefSeq lists its product as hypothetical. Lineage: Eukaryota; Fungi; Basidiomycota; Exobasidiomycetes; Exobasidiales; Cryptobasidiaceae. The record is from RefSeq and is a predicted model, not a curated record. The transcript is spliced from 3 exons. The coding region runs from base 1 to 3258 and encodes 1085 amino acids. Gene Ontology annotation, molecular function: zinc ion binding; DNA-binding transcription factor activity, RNA polymerase II-specific; DNA binding. Gene Ontology annotation, biological process: DNA-templated transcription; regulation of DNA-templated transcription.